Actinia tenebrosa (Australian red waratah sea anemone) is the source of this 2432-nucleotide messenger RNA. RefSeq lists its product as uncharacterized. The record is from RefSeq and is a predicted model, not a curated record. Lineage: Eukaryota; Metazoa; Cnidaria; Anthozoa; Actiniaria; Actiniidae. Gene Ontology annotation, cellular component: cytoplasm; membrane.
UUUGUUUCUGUUGUUGGUCACGGAGUAAAGUUGAUGUGUUACAUGAAUGGCGUGCGUGUCGUAUGGAGCUAAACCGAUACAGAUCCUCUUCCCGUUUGCGUCUGGCCUGAGAACGAACAUAAAAUGUAGACACCUGAGCUUAAGGAAGACUUACAGACACUAUUGUUCAAAGAAUGGUACCAACUUCUCGCCCCAAAAAAACACCAGCAGUUCGGUAGCACGGUGGAGUCCGUGGCGAUGGUAUAACGCAACGCUAAAGAGAAGACCUUUGAUUACGAAAUGUGUCACAUCAGGAGUGUUGUAUGGUCUUGGUGAUGUCGUAGCCCAAAAGAUAUGGUCACCAGAAACAAAACUCGACAGACAAAGAAUCCUAAGAGGUAUCGUGUACGGUACAAUCAUAGCUGCUCCACUUGGCCAUCUUCAUUUCAAUUUUUUAGAAUGGCUUGUGGUAAAGAAGGUUGCAGUUCGUUUAGCUUUGGUUCCUUUUGUUAAGGUCUUCAUUGAUCAGUUUGUCUAUUGGGCUCCAACUCUUGUAUUUCUAUAUCAUGUAAGUAUGGGAAUAAUGGAGGGUCUUAGCUAUGACCAGUGCAUUAAAAAAUUAAAAGAACUUUAUUGGCCUACUUUGCAAGCAAAUUGGAUGAUGUGGUUUCCCCUGCAGAUUUUGAAUUUUAAGUUUAUUCCUGUAGCUCAUCAGUUAAACUUUUGUUUAGUAGUUGGAAUGUUUUGGUCAACUCUUCUUAGCUAUAUUCGAGGAAAAGGUACGUCGAGAGAAGAGGAGACGGGCGGAACAGUUUAUGAAGAAAUGGAGGUUGAUGUCAGGUGACAGCCUCCUGUCACUCAAGGUCUUUGAACCAUAUAAAUAAUAGAACUGAGGAAAUGAAAGGAAUGGAAGGGGAGUUUUCCUCUUCAGUUCCUUUUAGUAAAACAUCAAGACCUAAAAAGGGUCAUAUAUAUAUACAUGUAUAGGCACCAUGUAUGCAGUAGCAUUCACUUUUAAGACCCGGGGCCCCCGAGGUCUCAGACUGUCCAACGUGCACCAUGCUUGUAAAGAAGUGGCUCGCGAUCCCCCCUCCCAAUGCAAGAAAGGUCAAGCCAAAAAAAAAUACAGUUGUCAAUCUGGGCUUGUAGUUAUACAGCAAGCUAAGCGAUGUCAAGAAAACAUUAACAUUCUUGGCAUUUUCAAAGAAUUAAAAACUCUGCAGCGAGAAUAGUAUCUCGAACCAAAAGAUGUGAACGUAUUACACCAGUUCUAAGAAAACUCCACUGGCUCGCCAUCAAGAAUAGAAUUAUCUACGAGAUACUUCUAAUUGUCUACGAGUUCUUCAUGGUCUUGCUCCAGAAUGUAUGAGUAAACUACUUCAACCAUACAAGCCAACGAGAGUCCUAAGAACAGGAUCCAAACAACAACUUAAAGUACCUUCAUCAAGAACAAAUUACUACGGUGGACGUGCGUUCUCAAUCUACGCACCAAAGUAUUGGAACACUCUACAAUUAUACAUCAAGCAGUCUGCUUCUCUGGAUUCCUUUAAGAAGGAACUUAAGACUUUUCUUUUUUGCAAUGAAACAAAUUUUUGAUAUCGCUAAUAUCACUGAUAUGAUAUUUUAACAUGAUAUAUAUCUGUACAUAUUUCUGCAUUCUUUUUAGCUAUUAUUUAUAUGUYUGGAGAUUUGAUCAAUAUCUGCAAUUAAUCAAUUAACUAUUCUUUUAUUCUUUUUUCUUAUUUUAUUCUUUUAUUCUUUUACUUUCAAAAUUUCUAAGUAUUUGUUAUAAGAACAUUGAGACAGGUGUAAUGGGCUAUACAAGAAUUAAAGUUAUUAUUAUUAUUAUUUUUUUGGUUGAAGCCACGUCUUAUCAAUAUUGGCUAGAAAUCUGCCUCUUAGCAGCGACUCGAUAGGAAAAUGAAUGGCCGUGGCUACCAGUACGGUUGGUCCGGUUAUAAUAGCCCACUUCCGAGAUAUUCUUCGCUUGUCACGCACAAAGGUUUCAGUAUGAGGCUACUUGCUAAAUACUCAGCUUAUAAUUUAGCACGUAGCCUCAUACUGAAACCUUUGUGCGUGAUAAGCGAAGCAUAUCUCGGAAGUGGGCUAUUGCGGAGCACUUUUUGCCACUUCAGUCAUAAAUUUUUCACUUGCUCGUAAAAAGGAUUUAUUAAACGAAACAGUAGCUAUCGCUGUAGCCCUGAAUUAACAAUUCACAUCCUAACAAUUGACUUCCAUUUGAUCUAAGUGGGAGGUGGGGAAGGCAAUAGGGCCGGGAGAGCAUAAACUGAGAGAGGGCCGGAAACUUGUUAAUGACGCGCCCGCCAUGAAAAUUCUCGGUUGUGCUAUUUCCUCUUAUUGAAUAUAUCAGAAAGAUCGUUGUGAUGAUUUCUGAUUUCACCAGAUCUUUGGUUUUUAAACACUUCAAAUUAUGAAAUAAAGGAUUAGUAUGA